UGUGUGGGGGGAGAGAGAAAAAAACAAAUAGAGAGAGAGAAGAGGUGGGGUGGCAGAGAAACUGAUAGAGAACUUUCAAAGCUCUUUAUCUUCUACCAUCACUCAACUAUAGCCUCUAUAUUUCAGUCUCAAACUGAAAGUCACACAAAUUUUGUAAAAACUCUAGUUUUAUUUAUCUUCCCUUCUAAAACAAAAAGAAAGGGCCGUGUUUGUUAAUCACAUAUCAUUUUUAUUUUCACUUCUUUCUGUCUCUCUCUGUCGGUACCAUAUCAUCAUGAGACCACAAGGAAAUCCAUUAGAUCUUAACAAUUUGCCUGAUGAAUACUCUAGAGAUCAUGGUAAACAAGUUCUUGAAGACACUGAUCCACCCGGUUGCAUCAGGAAAAAGAAAAACGGCGGGAAGGAUGGAAAAGAAGAGUGUGGGAAGGUUUAUGAAUGUAGAUUUUGUUCUCUCAAGUUCUGUAAAUCUCAGGCUCUUGGGGGACACAUGAACCGUCACCGCCAAGAGAGGGAAACAGAGACGCUUAACCAUGCUCGUCAGCUAGUCUUCCGUAACGAUCAUAACCAGCUUGCACCACAACCACCUCCCUCUCACCUAGUAGGAUGUUGUCCACCACCACCAAUAGCAACAGCAGGCUACAUUCAAGCAAAUAACAUGGGAGAUCCAACAAUGCCUCUAAGAUUCCCAAGAUACUUCUCAGGCUCAUCAUCCUCAACACAUAUUCCUCCUCCACCACCGCCACCACCACAACCAACUCAACCUUAUCUAUACACUUCACCUUCACGGCCGGUGUCUUUUCCGACACAUUUAAUUCCUCAACAUCCGAUGAACGAAUACCAUGUCGGUCACGUGAUGAGUAGCAGUCACCACCAGCAAUAUGGAGGACUGCAGCACAUGAACUACGUUGCAGGCGGAGGUGGUGGUGGUGGUGAAUCAAAUUACACGUGCAUAGGUGCACCGGUUGGACAAGGUUUUGUUCCGGGAAGUGGUGGCGCCGAGAAAGGUCAAAAUCAUCAUCAUCAACAACAUCAGGAUCAAGAUGGAACAAGUUUGAAUUGGGGAAGGAGCACUUAUUCAGCUGGAACACAGCAUCGUUUGGAUACUCAUAAUAAUUCAUCGAUCAAUCGGUUUCAAGAUGGUUUCUAAGAGAUUCUUUGUGUGAUUGUGUUCUGUUCUACGAUAACAACAGAUGCAUAAGUGGUGAUGAUGAGUCAUAAGAAAGAGAAUGGUUUUUAUUUUGGUUUUAAUGUUAAUUUUUUUCUAUGAGUAACUAAGGACAAGUACUACUUUUGAGAUCAUUUACACGCUCAGCUACUUUGGCUUGGAGCUGUAGGAUGGGAUGGGAUGAAUGGGAAUUAACAAACAACAAGUUUGAUAUCAACUGAAAAUUUCCAAACACCCUUUUUGCAUUUUAAUUCUCUCUUCCUUUUGCAUGCCAAU
Molecule: messenger RNA, 1441 nt
Organism: Trifolium pratense (red clover)
Lineage: Eukaryota; Viridiplantae; Streptophyta; Magnoliopsida; Fabales; Fabaceae
Product: zinc finger protein JAGGED-like
Exons: 5
Coding region: 275-1147 (290 amino acids)
Molecular function (GO): DNA-binding transcription factor activity
Source: RefSeq, a predicted model, not a curated record